AUGGAUGAAUUAAGCAAAUUAUUUGUGGCUUAUUUAAGAUCGUCUGGGGUUCAUACAAAAAUAAAUAAAGAACUCGAAAAGAUGUUGUUAAACACAAAUCAGGUCACUGAUAUUGGAAUAAAUAGUAAAGGUAUACCGAUAGGGAGUUGGGGAGGUUAUGUCGGAGAACUUUUUUGCAAAACUUUUGAUGAAUUAUAUUCGGCAAGAUUGUCGGGUCUUCUUGAUUUUAUGCGUAUACCAGAAGAAGUAUUGAUAGAGAAGAAAGUAAAAAUAGCUCCUUUAGAAUAUAAUAAAUAUAAAACGUAUGCCAAAGUUUAUAGAACUUAUGGAAGAAAAAUUUAA
Entrophospora sp. SA101 is the source of this 342-nucleotide messenger RNA. The record is from the annotation of a GenBank genome assembly. Lineage: Eukaryota; Fungi; Glomeromycota; Glomeromycetes; Entrophosporales; Entrophosporaceae.